This is a messenger RNA of Diospyros lotus (date-plum), 1079 nucleotides long. Its product is annotated as probable long-chain-alcohol O-fatty-acyltransferase 5. Gene Ontology annotation, biological process: lipid metabolic process. The record is from RefSeq and is a predicted model, not a curated record. The coding region runs from base 14 to 1078 and encodes 354 amino acids. NCBI's taxonomy places the organism in Eukaryota, Viridiplantae, Streptophyta, Magnoliopsida, Ericales, Ebenaceae. The transcript has a single exon.
UGAGACUAGGGAUAUGGAAAAUUCUUCAGCCUUUUGGUCAACCCUCAAUCGAUCCAUGGAAGAAGAGAUGAUGAAUUUCGUGUUGGUAUCUCUCUCAGUUGUGUCCUCCCUCUUCUACUGCAGCGCCAUUGCUGGUAAGUUUGUUCCCCAUGGAACUGCAAGAUUUCUUGCUGUUUGCCCUGUGAUUUGCCUCUUUCUAUACCUUCCUCUCUUCCUCAACACUGUCAGUCUCGGCGCUACAAUCUCUUUCAUGAUCUCAUGGCUUGCCAACUUCAGGCUCCUCCUCUUCGCCUUUGGCCGAGGCCCUUUAUCCUCCCCCCUCUCAUUCCCCAAUUUCGUGCUCGUCGCCAUCCUACCCAUCAAAGUUCGUGUUAGAACAAACUCGGGACUCAAAACCCACAAAUCACCUCUAAACUAUGCUGCAAAGGCCGCCCUCGAGGCUGUGGUCAUUUACUUGCUGUCACGUUACAGAAGCUUGCUACACCCCAAACUCGUAACCUCGCUCUACUGCUUCCACAUUUACAUCUCUCUGGAGUUCUGGCUUGCCAUUAUGGCGGCUCUAGCUCGAGCUUUGGCCCGGCUGGAGAUCGACCCAGGGUUCGACGAGCCCUACCUAGCAAGCUCACUGCAAGAUUUUUGGGGCAGAAGAUGGAAUCUCAUUGUAGCGAGCACUCUCCGGCCAGCCGUUUAUGAUCCUGUAAGAAGAGUUGCCGCAACUUGGAUGGGAAGAGAAUGGGCUUCCAUGGCGGCAGUGGUUGCGACGUUUUCUGUGUCUGGUCUGAUGCAUGAGUUGAUUCUCUACCAUGUUGAAAGAAGGAAACCAACGUGGGAGAUGACGGGCUUCUUCCUCCUCCAUGAAGUCUGUUUGGGCCUGGAAAUCCGUGUCAAGAAAGCUCUGAAUAUUGGCAAGUUUGGGCUGCCAUGGAUGGUGUCCGGGCCAAUGGUGAUUUUGUUUGUGGUGUUUACUGGUUCAUGCCUAUUUUUUCCUCCGAUUGUAAGAUGCGAAACCGACAUCAGGACCGGGAGAGAGACUGCUGCUGUACUAGACUUUGUGAAGCAUCUUACAUAUUUAGAUUGAC